Molecule: messenger RNA, 561 nt
Organism: Coffea eugenioides
Lineage: Eukaryota; Viridiplantae; Streptophyta; Magnoliopsida; Gentianales; Rubiaceae
Product: CDGSH iron-sulfur domain-containing protein NEET-like
Exons: 2
Coding region: 42-344 (100 amino acids)
Biological process (GO): regulation of autophagy
Cellular component (GO): intracellular membrane-bounded organelle; mitochondrial outer membrane
Molecular function (GO): 2 iron, 2 sulfur cluster binding
Source: RefSeq, a predicted model, not a curated record
AAAAUUGAGAUAAGGAAGAAGAAGAAAAGCUCUGCGUAGCUAUGGCGUCCAUGGCUAGUGCAAGCGUAGCUCCUGCUGGAUUCUCAUACGGCAGGCCUCCAUUUUCUGCUUCAGAGAAGCUGAGGAGAACGGUGGUGGUGAGGGCUGAAGCCAUAAACCCAGGUAUCAGGAAGACCGAAGACAAAGUGGUGGACUCUGUUGUUAUCGCCGAACUGAACAAGCCUCUCACUGCUUACUGCAGGUGUUGGCGGUCUGGGACUUUCCCUUUAUGCGAUGGAAGCCAUGUGAAGCACAAUAAGGCUACUGGAGACAAUGUUGGGCCUCUGCUAGUGAAGAAGCAGUGACUAGUAAAUGAUAUAGCACUAUUAUACAUUCUUGAAUAUUCCAAACUUGGUGCAGCAUAGUAUAUCGUGUUCUGAUGGGGAAAUCCUUGUAUGUUCUUAAUGCAAUAUGAUGAUCUCUAUCUGGAGUUGUAAUAAAGUGAUAGUUUUCUACUCCUGUAGUGGAAAUUCCUUCUGAUUUCAACUAGUUCAAUCAGAACCAGAAAAGUGGUUUUGGUCC